AUGGCUGAAGCUAGAGAUGAUUCGCUUCAAGCAGUUUGUAUUCAGUUGGAUGGUAAGAAUUAUGCGUAUUGGAGCUACGUGAUGAAAAAUUUCUUGAAAGGAAAACAAAAGUGGGGAUAUAUUUCGGGUGCUUAUAUUAAGCCUCAAGAUGAUGUGGCAUUAUUGGAUAAAUGGGAGGUCGAUAAUUCAAAAAUUAUUACUUGGAUCAAUAAUUCUGUUAAGCAUUUGAUAGGCACCCAAUUAGCAAAAUAUAAGACGGCUAAGGAGUUAGCUCUCACAGAACCUGCUGAAUUACGAGUCUUUGGACCUUAUAUUGUACGAAGAGAGGAGCGGAGAUUGGUACAGUUUUUAAUGGCCCUUCGUGAUGAGUUUGAGGGACUUCGUGGGUCUAUUUUGCAUCGUCAUCCACUGCCCUCUGUUGACUCUGUUGUUAGUGAAUUUUUGGCUGAAGAAAUUCGUUUGAAGUCCUCAGUUAUAAAAGAGGUUUCUUCAGCUUCUACUCCAUCUGUUUUUGCCAUGCCUCCUCGAUCAAACUCUAAAUCUCAGUUCAGGCCAUAUGGAUCUGUUGCUCGUGAUGAAUGCGGGUUCUGCAAGCAAAAAGGUCAUUGGAAAUCUUAG
This is a messenger RNA of Ricinus communis (castor bean), 618 nucleotides long. RefSeq lists its product as uncharacterized. Bases 1 to 618 code for a protein of 205 amino acids. The record is from RefSeq and is a predicted model, not a curated record. The transcript has 2 exons. NCBI's taxonomy places the organism in Eukaryota, Viridiplantae, Streptophyta, Magnoliopsida, Malpighiales, Euphorbiaceae.